This is a messenger RNA of Telopea speciosissima, 4878 nucleotides long. Its product is annotated as leucine-rich repeat receptor-like serine/threonine-protein kinase At1g17230. Gene Ontology annotation, biological process: protein phosphorylation. The record is from RefSeq and is a predicted model, not a curated record. Gene Ontology annotation, molecular function: receptor serine/threonine kinase binding; protein kinase activity; ATP binding. The transcript is spliced from 3 exons. Lineage: Eukaryota; Viridiplantae; Streptophyta; Magnoliopsida; Proteales; Proteaceae. Bases 1364 to 4696 code for a protein of 1110 amino acids.
UUCCAGUCCCACUAAUGAAAGUGGCCCAAAUUUUCCACUCGAAGUUUUGCUUUCGAUUCUUAACAUUCCUCGUGGAAAUCAUGACGUUCUAGACCAGAAACAUCCCAAAAACAUCCCAAAAGAACAAAAGCACUCAAAGCCCUCGUUCCCAAAUCCUCAAUUCAUGGCCCAGCGAGCAACAAUGGCGGAGAUUACCCACUCGUAAGUCGUAUCUACCAACCUCUCUCUUUUACGCCGUAUAAAGCAGUAGUAGUAGCAGCAGCAUUAGCAGUAGAGAGAUUUAGAUUCUUUUUUUCUUUUAGUAAAUGAAAAGGACAAUGAUCAUGAUGAUUAAGUGGGAGAGUUCUAUAAGGAGAAGCAGCAGAAUUGAUCGUAAGAAGGAGAAGAAGAAGAAGAGGAAGAGGAAGCGAAGUUGAUGUUGGAAAGCGUUCGUUGACUCUGAAUUCGAUUUGGGUUUUUUGGGUUUUGGCCUUUUGGAUCGUGACUUCUCUGACAGCCACCUUCGCCUACCACCCACCACCAACUCAUCUCUCGAGCUUCUUGCCCUUUUGAAUGAAAGGUCUCUAUCUAUCUCACUCCUUUAUCUCUUCCUUAAAUGCUCCAUCCCUACCUCAGGCUUUGUAAUUCACUCCCAUUUGGCUCUCUAGCUUGUGCCCAGUUCAGUUUCAAUCCCCUUAAUCUAAUCUCUUCACUUUCAACCUCUCUCUCUCUUUCUUUUCCCAACCUUAUGGGUAUUGUUAGUUUUAGAUAAUUUAAUUUAGUUUGGGCUUCUUCCUUGGCUUGUUCUUACUUUGUAGAGCUUGAUUCCAUUUCGUCUAGAAUCAAGAAAUGUCUGAUUUUGAUUGUGACAGAUAACGUUCUUCAUCUCUAUUUUUUGGGCAAUUUACACUUGAAUUUUACUUAAACCCUUAAUGUAAUUCAGCUGCAGCGUGUCAUCAUGUGCUAAAUUGAGCUUUAUGUAGGCAGAUUCUGCUCUUGUAUUAGUCAUUUUAUUUGUUUCCUGUCGGUUCCAACUGGUUUUGAUCGCUUUUCUUGCUCCUGCAAGCCUGUGACUGCAGUGCUGCUUGCAUUGCUCUCAAUUGUUGAGUCAGGACAUGUUUGUUAAUGAGAUUUUUCCCGUAGAAGCCUCUUGGCCUGCUUUCAUGUUGCCCCUCAAUCCUUUCUUGCUACCGGUUCUAUCAUUGAAGAUGGAACGGCUAACACCAUAUACCAGGGGAAGUUCAAAUUGCAUUCAUCUUUAUAGCUGUUUCUUGUUAUUCAAAUCAUAAGCUCAAAAAGUCAUCUCUUUUCCUCCUCCACUGCUUAACAGUUUGUUCCUCUCCUGCUUUCCCCCUCCUCUGUUUGUUCGAGAAAUAGUCUUGAGAUGGCAACUCGUAAGGCUUUUUCUCCAGUCAACAAUCAUUUUCAGUUAAUACUGGUGAUUUCUUACUGCUUUAUCUUUGUUGUAUCACUAAAUGAAGAGGGGAAUUCCCUUCUGGAGUUCAAGAACAGCUUCAUUGACAAGAGUAACAAUCUUCAAAACUGGAGUCCAUUGGAUCCAACUCCUUGCAGUUGGAGCGGAAUAGGGUGUACCAUUUCUAAGGUAACUUCCAUAAAUCUCCACAGCUUCAAUUUGUCUGGGAAUCUGUCUCCCGUGGUCUGUGAGCUCUAUUACUUAACUGUGUUAAACAUGUCAAGCAAUUUCAUCUCUGGUCCUGUACCUAAGGAAAUGGCCUACUGCCUGAACCUGGAUGUUCUAGACCUUAGCACAAAUAAAUUCCAUGGAGAAAUACCCCCCGAGCUCUCUGGAUUGUCCAAACUAAGAAAGCUCUUUCUGAGUGAGAACUAUCUGUAUGGUCAAAUCCCUGCUGAGAUUGGAAACUUGAUGUCUCUUGAAGAGCUUGUCCUUUACAGUAAUAAUCUGACAGACACUAUCCCUUCAUCAAUUAAGAUGUUGAAAAAGCUUAGGAUUAUCAGAGCAGGUCGGAACCUUCUCUCAGGUCCAAUACCAGUUGAAAUCAGUGAAUGUGAUAGCCUGGAGAUUCUAGGGUUGGCACAGAAUAGGCUCGAAGGUUCUUUUCCUGGGGAGCUUCAAAGGCUUAGGAAUCUCACUACAUUGAUUCUUUGGCAAAACCAUUUAUAUGGUGAAAUUCCUCCUGAGCUUGGGAAUUGCAGUAGCCUGGAGUUGCUUGCCUUGAAUGACAAUGCUUUCAGUGGAAGCAUACCAAAAGAGAUUGGGAAAUUAUCCCAUCUAAAAAGGUUGUAUCUCUACACCAACCAGUUGAAUGGGACAAUUCCAAGGGAAAUUGGCUAUUGUAGAAGUGCAGUUGAGAUUGACCUUUCUGAAAAUGGGUUAACGGGGUUGAUUCCCACGGAGCUGGGUCAGAUUCCAAAUUUACACUUGCUUCAUCUUUUUGAAAACCUUCUGCAAGGAAGUAUUCCGAGGGAGCUUGGGCAAUUAGGACAACUAAGGAGCUUAGAUCUGUCCAUCAAUAAUUUGACAGGUCGAAUUCCUUUAGAGUUUCAGAACCUUGCCUUCUUAGAGAAUUUGCAACUCUUCGACAACAACCUUGAGGGUACCAUUCCUGCCCUCAUUGGGGCUAACAGCAAUCUCUCUGUUCUUGACAUUUCUGAGAAUAAAUUUGUAGGUGGCAUACCGCCACAGCUUUGCAAGUCGCAGAAGUUAAUGUUUCUGAGCCUUGGGUCAAAUAUUUUGUCUGGUAACAUUCCUUAUGGGCUAAAAACAUGCAAGUCUCUUGUACAGUUAAUGCUGGGUGGCAACCGGCUUACUGGAAGUCUUCCUGUUGAAAUAUCUGGACUGCAGAACCUCUCAGCCUUAGAAUUGUAUCAGAACCGAUUUUCAGGGCCAUUAUCCCCAGAAAUUGGCAAGCUUAAAAAGCUAGAGCGGCUUCUCUUGUCGGACAACUAUUUCUUUGGUCAAAUACCUUCAGAAAUUGGAGAAUUAGUGCAGCUUGUUACCUUCAAUGUCUCAUCUAACCUACUCUCAGGGAGUGUCCCUCAUGAGCUUGGCAACUGCUCCAAGCUUCAGAGGCUUGAUCUGAGCAGAAAUCAGUUCACUGGUAACAUUCCAGAAGAGCUUGGCAAUCUGGUGAAUCUGGAACUGUUGAAACUAUCUGACAACAGACUGAAUGGAGCUAUACCACAUACUUUAGGCAGUCUGUCCCGACUCACAGAGUUGCAAAUGGGAGGGAAUUAUUUGUCUGGCAAUAUACCCACUGAGCUAGGUCAACUUACUGCCCUGCAGAUUGCUCUCAACAUCAGCCACAAUGCACUCUCCGGAGCAAUUCCAGACAAUUUGAGAAAUUUGCAGAUGUUGGAGUCGCUAUACUUGAACAACAAUAAACUGUCUGGUGAAAUACCUCCUUCCAUAGGUGAGUUGUUGAGCUUAAUGGUUUGCAACCUUUCUAACAAUAACCUGGUAGGAAUUGUGCCCAAUACCCCUGUUUUCCGGAGGAUGGAUCCCAGCAAUUUUGCCGGAAAUAAUGGUCUAUGCAGGUUGAUGUCAAACUCUUGCCAUGCAUCUUUAGUUCCAUCUUUCACUCCGCACCCAAGUUGGAUAAAGGAGAGUUCAUUGAAGGAGAAAAUAGUAACCAUUACGUCAGUGACUGUAGGAUUAAUUUCUUUGUUUCUUACAGUGGGUAUUUGUUGGGUUAUGAAGCGCCAGGGGCCUGUUUUUGUUUCGCUUGAAGAUCAAAUUAAGCCUGACAUGUCUGACAAUUAUUAUCUUGCCAAAGAAGUUUUUACAUAUCAGGACCUUUUAGAAGCUACUGGUUAUUUCUCAGAGAGUGCAAUUAUUGGGAGAGGAGCGUGUGGAACGGUUUACAAGGCUAUCAUGCCUGAUGGCAAACUUAUUGCUGUUAAGAAGCUGAAGUCCCGUGGAGAAGGAUCUAAUGUUGACCGCAGCUUUCGUGCUGAGAUAUCAACCCUGGGAAAGAUCAGUCACCGCAAUAUUGUGAAGCUCUAUGGUUUCUGCUACCACCAAGAUUCUAACCUUCUCUUAUACGAGUAUAUGGAGAAUGGUAGCCUAGGAGAGUUCCUCCAUGGGAAUGGGCAUAACUGCCUGUUAGACUGGAAUACUCGGUAUAAAAUUGCUCUUGGAGCUGCAGAGGGUUUAUGCUAUCUCCACUCUGACUGCAAACCUAAAAUAAUCCAUCGGGAUAUCAAAUCAAACAACAUUUUACUGGAUGAAAGUCUGGAGGCUCAUGUUGGAGAUUUUGGCUUGGCUAAGUUGAUGGACUUUCCAUACUCAAAAUCCAUGUCUGCUGUUGCAGGUUCAUAUGGCUACAUUGCCCCCGAGUACGCUUACACAAUGAAAGUCACUGAGAAAUGUGAUAUCUACAGCUUUGGAGUCGUUUUGCUCGAAUUAAUUACUGGAAGGUCUCCUGUUCAGCCCCUUGACCAAGGAGGAGACCUGGUAACUUGGGUAAGGAGGUCAAUACAGAGUAUGGUCCCAACAUCCAAUAUUUUUGAUCACCGGCUAGAUCUGAGUGUGAGGAGUACAGUCGAGGAGAUGUCUUUAGUGCUCAAGAUCGCCUUGUUCUGUACAAACACAACACCGCUAAAUAGGCCAACUAUGAGGGAGGUAAUUGCGAUGCUGAUUGAUGCUAGGGAAUCAGCAUGCAAUUCUCUGUCUUCGCCAACAUCAGAAACCCCUUUUAAUGAAGAGGCUGCUUGCAGAGGACAUGGGGAGCCAUAGAUUCUUCCUUAGAGGAGUGGAGUAUGCAAUAAAGAUUUUCACCUCGUAGGUUUAUCUACUGACUAUGCAACCCAUCUCACCUGAGUUGUGGCUUCAGAAGUAGAGAUAAUUUAGUUGUAUUUCUUCCGGCCUUCCCUAUAUACAAAGAGGCGAUGUCUCACUCUAAACACCUCUCCCCUCAA